Molecule: messenger RNA, 336 nt
Organism: Microthlaspi erraticum
Lineage: Eukaryota; Viridiplantae; Streptophyta; Magnoliopsida; Brassicales; Brassicaceae
Source: the annotation of a GenBank genome assembly
AUGAUAAUGAGCAACCCCAUCCAUCGCGAUUCCAUCUCGACGAUCACGAAGCAUGAAUACGCAGCGGUGGAGCACGAUCGCAACCCGACCCGCGAAGAAAUCCCCACUAUCAUCUUCACGGAUCAAGAUACGGCGGGGCUGGAUACCCCUCACGUCGACCCACUCGUGGUCAGCUUGCACAUCAGUGACUCCAGCGUAGCAAGAAUCCUGAUCGAUACCGGGAGCACGGUGAAUCUAAUCUACAAAGAGACCCUCAACCGCAUGGAAAUCAGCAGAGACCAGAUCAAGCGUUCGUUGUACUCCCUCACCGGUUCACCUCCGAACACGUCUCCGUGA